This is a messenger RNA of Linum trigynum, 2851 nucleotides long. Lineage: Eukaryota; Viridiplantae; Streptophyta; Magnoliopsida; Malpighiales; Linaceae. The record is from the annotation of a GenBank genome assembly.
AUAGCAUUAAUGAUGUGGUAGACCCAACCAAUAUCAUAGUGUCUUGUGCUUAUUUAAUUAAAAAAAAUUAUAUAAAAAACAUAUAUUCAAUAAAAAAAUAUAUGCUACUGGUCAUCCGAGGAGAAAAUCCCAACCACCCAUGUCGUCCUCAUCAUGUCAACGCACUUUAGUUGCAUUCUAGACCGGUUUCCAUCAACGAUUAGGAACCACAACUAAGGGCGACUGGCUUUGGCUUGCCUGUACUGAUUUUGGUUUUCCUUUUUCAUUAGAAAAGGUCUCCUAUCAAUUAAACAUAAGAGAGCUCCACCUUUUUCGGAUCUCAAGAAUCGCGCCGCAGCUAGGAUUUCGACAACCUUUCAAUGAGUGCCGCCGGCGGCACGCCGGAGGCCGGGGGGGCCUGGCCCCAACCCAAACGCUUACGGAGGAGCAACGAUCCCCGUCCCGGCCUUACAAGAAGGCAAAGCCCAUGACGAAUGAGGGCUUUACAGGCAGUGCAGCGAUGCAAGUGGACCAGACGCCUGCGGAGGAGCAACGCUCUCCGCCUCAGACCUUGCAUGGCUCGUCCCCUUCGGUGGAAACGGUGAUGGAGUCAGUAGAACCGGCCAAGGCGGAGCCGACACGCUCCUACAAAGACCUGGUUACUGGAGAGCAAGUUAGGGAGGAGAUUGAGGACGACCUCGAAGAUGAGAUGGAAAGCGACGGGGAGGGGGAACCAGACUGCCCUAACAAGUUAUCGCAAAAGAUCCUCGCCUGGGAGGUCGUCGCUCAGCAAAGUAAGCAAGCGGAACAAACUCUUUCACUGGGGAGGUCGGGGUCGCGUCGAGACGUGGCCGUGGGGUGGAGACCGGCCCCGACAGGGUGGAUCACAGUGAACUCUAAUGGGUUGCUCUUACGGCCCUCAGGGUCUACCGCUGCAGGAGGAGCGCUUAGAGACUGGCAGGGUCGCUUGUUAGGGGCCUAUACGAUGAACCUGGGGAAGUGUACCAUCACCCGUGCAGAGAUCUGGGGGGCAUUGAAGGGUCUCGAGCUUGCUUGGGAAGCAGGACAUCGACAAGUGGAGCUCCAGCUUGAUUCUAGGACGGCGAUGUCUCUUCUCCAGGUUCCAGGACAGCACAACCACCAGCAUGCCGACCUUACCUUAUCGUUCCAGGCCUUGCUCCGUAGGGACUGGGAUGUGCGUAUCAUUCACAUCUAUAGGGAGGCCAACUUUUUGGCUGACUGUCUUGCUCACAAGGGGCACUCUCUGACCCCGGGCUUUCACUCUGUUCAUGUUUCGGACCCUGAUGUUUGUCAUUGGACCAUGUUUGACUCUGUUGGCGGUUUUACCGUUCGAUCGAUUUAUGAAUAAGAGGUAGUGGUGCUUGCACCUGUUUCAUAAAAAAAAAAAAAAAAAAGGCCGACUGGCUUUUCAUCGCCGAUUAGGAACCACAGUGUUGAUCUGGAGCUCUGAUCGAGGACGACUGUCCUGCAUUAACAAUGAAGAUCUUGUUGUCGACUCGAAAAUCCUCUCUUCUCCUUCUCCUUCUUUCUAAUGCAGGACUGUGAAAAAUAUUUUGAUGAGUACAUGGUACUCUCGGUGUAUCUAAUAAUAUCUCAUAAUCUAAAUGUAUUCAGCUAAUAUGAAUCCUAACAAUAAUAACUACUCUACUAUUACAAAUCAUCAUCUAAAACAUCUCAUUCCCUCCCCAAAUAUACAUCUAUAAUAAUAUCUCUUAGACGUGAUUAUGGAAGGAAGGCUUUCGGUUUGGCCUUCAUCUAAAUGUGGGUAAGACUGAGAUUUUUUGGUCUACUGAGGAUCCUAGGAGUCGACUGCCGGGUGCUUUCCCGCCUCUGUUACUCGGCCUUCACGUGGUGUCAUUGUUUCUGGGUGGUUCUGUCAGUUCUUGUCCUGGUUUUAGCAGUAAGCUUGUGGCGAAGAGAGUUACCAGGACCGUCAAACUGAUGGACUUGGCUGCAAGGAUUGAUGACUCACAGACUCACAGUGUGAGUUGCUUUUGCUUCGAACUUGUACUCGAAUUUCUUAAUCCUACUUUGCUUUGCAUACUUGCUCUCGGAUUUUUUGGAUCGGCCCAAUUAUCUUUUAAAAAAGAAUAAAGUUCGAAAUUAUUAAAUAACCUAAAAAACAAGUUGUCGCCCCUCUCCACCAAGCAUCUCCUUCCUCCCAAAGCAACGAACCCACUUGGAUAAGGGGGCUAAAGUAAAACAUUUAUGAUCCAAAAAAAACUAUCCAACCUCUCAAGGUUUUCACUAUAUCCAAAUAAACAAAAUGCACCUAAAUACCUGAUUACUGCACAUAGUUAGUGAUGAUAAUUUCUUACCUGAUCAGUGCGUCCUGACCUAUUUGGGACGGGUAUUACCCUACUCGCAGUAGCAUCGAGCUGGUAUGGGUAUUGCUUCCACCUAUCUCGUCUCAUUCUCGACUUUUCUAUAUGUCUCUCUCUUCUUUUGAUCUUUCUAAAAUCAUAUUUUCGUCCCAAAUAAAUUUUAAGAAUUUAUCUUUCAACUAUUCAGACUCAAUUAUUUUUUCUACUAUAUUUAUUAUUCAUUUAUGAAGUAUUUUUUCUAUAUGUUCUCAUAAAAGAGUUAAAUAUCAAUGCUAUUUUUUCAAAUAACAUAUAAGAAUGAAUUGACCCGUCCCGUACCCGCACGUGUAUUACUCGACCUGACCCACGCUUAGUACAUAAUGAGUAUGACAACUGAGGUACCCGUCCCAUCGUACCUCAUUACCAUCACUACCCAUAGUGCCUAACCACACCAACUAGUUUUGAAUCCUCUUAAUCCUUUCAAUGAUAGAUCAAGAACUUUAAGAAUGAACAUCAAAAAGUUGAACCUAUAAAGUAUAUUUUUUAUA